AUGUCAACACAAGCCGGCUCGUCGACGGAUCAAUACGCACAUGCACCACGGUCAUCGCAGCCGCUUUCGCUAGACCACGCAGACCACGCAUCCGAGGGUGCGAGUACUCCGUUCACAAUGACCGCCGAAGCAUCCUCGUCCCGGUCGCGCACGGAUUCGGCUUCGUCCCACCACGACUCACCCAUUUCGCUCUCCACAUACGUCGACCACACCGCGCAACCACGCAGGCCCGACCCCAACACCGACGCUUCACUCCACCCUGCUACCGCACCGGCGGAUGGCGUCGAGCCGGAAAAGGAUCUUGAAAAGGUUCCACAGGCGGAUCCGGCUGCACUUCGUGCCGAGGCAGACGCGGAUGUGAUCUGGGUCGACUUUCCACCGGACGAUCCGGAGAAUCCGUUCAACUUUUCGACGACGCGCAAGUGGUGCAUCACCAUCCUCGGCGUGCUGUUUACCGCCGAAGUUGCCGCCACCGCUUCGGCGUACGUGCCGGGUAUCCCGUCGAUGGAACGCGAUCUGGGCAUCACCAACCACGAGCUGAGCUUGCUCGGUAUCGCCGUGUACCCGCUCGGCUUUGCGCUGCCGCCGCUCGUGCUCGCGCCGCUGUCCGAGGUGAUUGGCCGAAACCCAAUGUACAUCGUGUGCCAUCUGUGCUACACUGUCCUGUUCGUAGGACUUGGAUUCGCCAAGAAUCUGCCCACCGUCAUCAUCCUGCGCUUUCUGCAGGGCGGAUUCGGCAGCACGGGCAGCACCAUGGUCGGUGGCAGUAUUGCGGAUAUCUGGAACAGCAAGCAGCGCGGACAGCCCAUGGCACUGUUCGCCACGGGCGCCAUCUUUGGUACGGGCAUAGGGCCGGUUUGGGCAGGAUGGGUGGAGCAAAACACACGCCUGCGGUGGCGAUGGAUCCAGUACAUCCAGGCGAUCUACACUGGCUUCAUCCUCAUCCUACUGCUGCUCUUCCUGCGCGAAACAAGAGGCAGCAUUAUCUUGACUCGACGAGCCGCCAAGCUGCGCAAGACUACGGGCGAUGGACGAUACAAAGCCCGUGCCGAGUUGGAGAGGGCAUCGUUGAGCGUGCUCAUCAAGAACUCGCUGACUCGACCGCUGAUCUUUCUGGUCAAGGAGCCGAUCGUGACGUUUUUCUCGCUCUGGAUCGCGUUUACUUGGGGAUUCAUGUACAUGCUCCUCAGCUCCAUCGGCCUCGUCACUGCACAGCACGGCUUUACCCCCGGAGAGACCGGACUGGUUUUCAUCUCGAUCGCAGGCGCCGGCGUGGUGGGAAACCUCAUGAACCCCAUUCAGGAGUAUCUGUACCGCAAGAACUUUGCCACUCGAGGUCCAGAGGCACGGUUGUACCUCGCCUGCGCUGGCGCAGUGUUCUUUCCCCUCGGCUGCUUCAUCUAUGCCUGGACGAGCUUCCCGCACACUUCGAUCGCCGGGCCAGUUGUUGGAGUCGCAACACUCAUGGUGGCGAUUUACCACAUCUACCUGGCUGUGUUCAACUACCUCGCCGAUGCCUACCUCACCUACGCCAGCUCGGCACUCGCAGCCCAGAGCUUCGCACGCAACCUCUUCGGAUUCAUUUUUCCAUUAUUUGUAGAACGGCUCUACCGCGGCCUCGGCUAUCAGUGGGCCAGCACGCUCUCGGCCUUCCUGGGCGCCAUUCUGGGCGUGGUACCGUUCGUGCUCUUCUUCCAUGGCAAAAAGAUCCGCGCCAAAAGCAAGAUCAGCCAAGCGCUCCAGAGGCAAUUUGAAGAACAGGAUCGUCAAGCCAAGGCAUAG
Molecule: messenger RNA, 1782 nt
Organism: Moesziomyces antarcticus
Lineage: Eukaryota; Fungi; Basidiomycota; Ustilaginomycetes; Ustilaginales; Ustilaginaceae
Product: drug transporter
Exons: 1
Coding region: 1-1782 (593 amino acids)
Biological process (GO): transmembrane transport
Molecular function (GO): transmembrane transporter activity
Source: RefSeq, a predicted model, not a curated record